This is a messenger RNA of Prorocentrum cordatum, 728 nucleotides long. The record is from the annotation of a GenBank genome assembly. NCBI's taxonomy places the organism in Eukaryota, Dinophyceae, Prorocentrales, Prorocentraceae.
AGCCCGCCUGCAGCGGGCAGCCGCCUGGCGACGGGGCCGCGCGUGCCCGCCGCCUCGCCCUCGGCGCCGCCCGCCCUUCCUGCCCGCCUCCGCCCGCUGCCCGCGGCAGGUCGGCGCGAGGAGGCGAGGAGGAGGCGGGGAGCCAAGGAGGUGUGCAGCCGGCGCCCUGCGGGCCCUCCCGCGCCAUGACGCGCCCGCGGGGCGUGGCCGCCUUCGGCGGCCCGCAGCCCGGCCUGCAGGAGCAGCUGCGCGAGGUCGCGGAGAGCAUGCGGCUCCAGGGUCGCAGCCGCGCGGAGGUGGACGCGGCGCUCGUCGGGGCGAACCGUCGGUGGCUGCUGAGGAGGGAGCUCGUGAGGGUGGUCCCCGUCACCGCCUGCCUGGCCUGGCGCUGCGGGGGCCCGAGGGCCUGCUGCUGUACGCCCUGGAGAGCCUGCGCAGCGACCGCCUGCAGUACCACCACUCGCCCGCCAGCGCCUGCACCACUGGGCCGCGCUGCUGCGGGACCCCGGCUGGGGCGUCGAGUGGGCGGCCGAGUGGGAGCAGCCCCUCGGCGCGGAGGGGGCACGGGCCGGCGCGGGGGCUCCCGCGCCGCUCGUGGAUGCGCCCGGGGCCUCGACCAGCGGCCGGCAGAAACGGGAGCCCAACGAGCCAGGGGGGCGCCAGCAUUCGUCGCCACGAGUCGAGGAGGGGAUCGACUACAGAACUGAUGUGCCCCAGAAUUCACUUCC